Messenger RNA from Neltuma alba, 1358 nucleotides. RefSeq names its product transcription factor bHLH47-like. The record is from RefSeq and is a predicted model, not a curated record. NCBI's taxonomy places the organism in Eukaryota, Viridiplantae, Streptophyta, Magnoliopsida, Fabales, Fabaceae. The transcript has 5 exons. The coding region runs from base 396 to 1094 and encodes 232 amino acids. Gene Ontology annotation, molecular function: protein dimerization activity.
GAGAAAUGAGGAAUUCGAUUUGCUGUUGCUGGCAUCUUGGCGGUAGAAAAUACGGUGGUUUUCUUUUUAUUUUUCUUUACAUGAUUCAAUUUCCUUUACCUUUCUUCGGCAUCUCACAGCGUUAGGAUCUCAAUGAGUUGAGUGUUACAGACUUGCAGCUAACAAUACUGCCAGACUAGUUACAAAUUCGUUAUGCAUUAAUUGGAUUUGUUAGUUUACCAAUUAUAGUCGAUCAUGUGAUUUAUAUCGAUGGACAGGGGGACCGUGAGGAGGCGUCAGAGUGGAGGCAGAUAGAGUGCUCUGCCUCUGCCUCCAGACUAAUCUUAAUAACUGAUAGAAUUUGUGUUGUACUGGAAGAAUUGUGUGAAGGCAUCUCUGGUUUUUGUUACUUCUUUAUGGGAUCAGAAGCUCCCGCUAUGGCAGCCGAGGAAGUCAAUAUGUUAGAAGGAACAUCAAAAACCAGUUCUUGUCCUGGUAAAAAGAACCAAGGGAAAAUUCCCAAAAGAAUUCACAAGGCUGAAAGGGAGAAAAUGAAGCGUGAGCAUCUGAAUGAUCUCUUUGUCGAUCUUGCCAAUGCUCUUGAACUAGGUCAGCAAAACAAUGGAAAGGCGUCCAUAUUGUGUGAAGCCACUAAGCUGCUAAGGGACCUGCUCGGUCAGAUUGAGGCCCUUGAGAAGGAGAAUGUGUCUCUGCUGUCUGAAUCACAUUACGUUACCAUGGAGAAGAAUGAGCUGCAGGAGGAAAAUUCUGAUCUAGAAACACAAAUAGAGAAACUUCAAGGCGAGAUAGAAGCACGAGUAGCACAAUCUAAACCUGACCUAAAUGCACCUCCUCCAACAGAAGAACUUGAGCCACCAGAGCAAACAAUUUUUCCUAGAGAGUGUCUCCAAUUGCCUACCGUUGAUCCUACAUUGCAACAAGGACCCGCGGUAGUAGUUGUCCCCUUUCGUCCCCAGCUUCAACCUUCUUUUCCCACCCCAAACAUCACUGAGCUCACUUCAAACUCCAUUGUUAGUAAACCUCAUGCCAGGUAUCCAACCCCUGCAGACUCAUGGCCAUCGCAGUUGCUUGGAGAGCAGCCAACAUCAAGCUAAGAGAAGUUGAACGUGCAGAGUUUUAUUUUCACUGGUUAUUGGCUGCACCUGUAGAGUUAGUUCAUUCCAAAUCAGCAACCACACUUGGAGCCUUCGUACAUAGACUGUUAAUUAGAUGUGUCUCUAGAUCUGUGUCACUCACUCAUUUGUUUAAUGAUGGAAUUAACUCUCGACUCGAGCUUUUGGUCCUGUCCCUAGUGGCUGCUUGAGGCGGAAUGAUUUCUUGAAAAAGGAGGCAUAAGUAAAGAACCCUGUUACGGGCAA